Messenger RNA from Sceloporus undulatus (fence lizard), 812 nucleotides. It is a transcript of the gene PINLYP, whose product is annotated as phospholipase A2 inhibitor and LY6/PLAUR domain containing. Lineage: Eukaryota; Metazoa; Chordata; Lepidosauria; Squamata; Phrynosomatidae. The record is from RefSeq and is a predicted model, not a curated record. The transcript has 5 exons. Gene Ontology annotation, cellular component: extracellular region. Gene Ontology annotation, molecular function: phospholipase inhibitor activity. Bases 136 to 687 code for a protein of 183 amino acids.
UCCUCCUCACCGCGUCGGAGCUGCUGGCAGAGACCACAUGGCGGAUCCCAAUCUCCGGCAUCUCCCCGCCACUUUCUGUCACCGGCCGUGACCCCGGCAGCAAAACUCCGCCGCUCACACGGAAGAAGCUGCUUAAUGUGUGAGAUGUGUAUUUCUCCUGGGGAAGGCUGCACUGGCUUGGCUCAUCCCUGUGGAACACAUGAAGACGCCUGCCUUACCAUUGUUGGAACGAACUCUUUAGGUGGCAGCAGUACUGUAGAGACCCUCAAGACCUGCGUUGCUGCCGAAGAUUGCUACGCUGGUUCCAUCAGCAUCACCACCAAUGCUGGGUUGCAUUUGGAGAGCAUUUCCAGUUGCUGCCAAGAUAACCUUUGCAACCGCCGGGAACUGAAUUUGCCACCUGUAAACCUCACCUCCAAUGGGCUGGAGUGCCCUGUUUGUUUUGUCUUUGGGUCUGAUCACUGUCAGGGGACUGAGUUUCUGAGUUGCACAGGUGUGGCAAGUCACUGCAUCACAGUGUCUGGAACCCUGCAAGCAGGUAGUCUCCCCUCCCUCUUUGUAGCAAGAGGCUGCAGCACGGAGACAGCAUGCGCCCUACCUCUGGGGAGAGGCCUUUACUCUACAGGUGUCGUCUAUAACCUCAACAGGGUGGAAUGCAACCUGGCUUCAAAAGCUAAGAAUGGCUGAAAUGGAAGUCAGUCAAGGGUCAAAACCACUCACUGUCUUUUCUCUAUGCAACUCUUUAGGGAUGCCAGAUCGACAGCAUCCUGUUCCCCAAGAUUUAAAUAUCUAAAAUAUAUGAAAUAAAUACU